CCAACACUCCUCUCCAAUUCCAGCACAGCUCCACCAUGUUUUCCUCAUUUGCCUCAAAGCUCUUGAACACCUUGGAACAGUCUGCUGAGACCCUCAAGUCCAACAUCGUUCCCAACGUCUCCAGCACCAACGAUACGUACUUCAAAAGUGCAGAUGGCUCUCUCUAUGGUUUCAGAGUCCUCCACGUCGAGCCUUCUUCUCCUGCUGCUUCCUCAGGCCUAGAGCCAUGGUUCGACUAUAUCAUUGGCAUCAACAACCACGAGCUCACCACAAACCCCCUAGCAAACGACCUCCAGUACAGCCCGUACAACUACCAAAACCAAUUCGUUAACAACCAGCUUUUACCUGAUUAUGCCUCCUUCUUGGACGAAAUCAACAACUCAAUAGGCACUUCAAUCACUUUAACUGUCUGGAGUGCAAAGGGUGGCACAACAAGACAAAUUUACUUUCCAAUUGAUCAAAAUAACGAUAUCUUAGACGAAAUCAAUAUUCAUUCUUCAACCAAUUCCCUACAAAAUAAUAACACAGGCAAUAACAACAACAACAUCAAUAUAAAAUUCAACAAAAUUGGCAUCUCCUUCCAACUAACUUCUCUAGUCUCUGCAACAUACGUCUACCACGUAAUCGAAAUCCAAAAAAACUCUCCUGCUUACCAUGCUAAACUAAUCCCUCACAGCGAUUAUAUAAUUGGCAUCGAAAAUGGCUUACUUGCUACUGGCGGUGAAGACCUAUUCGGCAGAGUUAUAACCUCAAUUUACAAUCGAAACCCUUCAAACUCAACCAUAAACCUAUUGGUGUACAACCACGACUUUGAUUUAAUUAGGCACGUUAAAAUCAAACCAAACAACAACUGGGGUGGUAGUGGUCUAAUUGGUUGUUCUGUAGCUUAUGGUUAUCUACAUCGAAUUCCUCAAAUUAUCAAUGGUAAUGAUAAUGAUAAUGAUAACAAUAUCGCCAACAACAAUGAUAUCAAUGAUAUCAAUGAUAUCAAUCAUAAUCCAGAUUCAAACAUAAAUUCAUAUAUUCAACCAAAUAUUGGAUCCAAUAUCAAUAACGAUUAUGAAAAUCAAUACAACCAAUACAUAAACCAAAACAACACUAUUGACAAUACCCCAUUUAUUCCUUCUCAACUAAUUUCUCCUCCUCCUCCUCCUUCUCAAUCUAUUACCAAUCCCUCUUUACCUCCUCUCUCUUCUCUACCAUUAACCACCCAAAGGCUUCCCACAAGUAGAAGAAAAAAGCGCAACUCUCUCUCUAAAAAUAAAAACGUCGAUCUCAGUAGCUACUUUGAAGAACAGAUUAAUAAAAGUCAUCAAGUUGAUGGCGAUGUAAAACAUGAUAAAAUUGAUUCUUUACCACCUCCUCCUAAGAAGAAGUAGUUUUUAAAUUAUCUUUUAUCCAUUUCUAUCCAUUUCUAUCCAUUUUUAUCCAUUUUUAUCUAUCUUAUCUAUCUUAUCUAUCUUAUCUAUCUUAUCUAUUUCCAUUUUUACCUCUACUUAAUUCACCGAGUAUAUAUCAAUAUAACAUUUCAAAUUCGUCCAAAUCCCCUCAAAAGAAGGAACUUUAUUCUAAUUUUUCAUCCUUAUAAUCCAAAAUCAACUUCAAGCACGUGAUGUUUACCUAUAAAAAACAAAAUUUUACUUUAUCUAUAACAACAUAAUACUUUUAUUAAUACUUUAACACUUUAACACUUUAUUAUUUGGUCGGAUUGAAAUAAAUAUCGGAACCAUUAUCAAUUAUCUCAUCUUCUACCAGAAUAUCGUCCAUUUCUUCCAUCUCAUUCACCAAGUCGUCAAAUUCAA
Ascoidea rubescens DSM 1968 is the source of this 1802-nucleotide messenger RNA. RefSeq names its product Grh1p (gene GRH1). The record is from RefSeq and is a predicted model, not a curated record. Gene Ontology annotation, cellular component: Golgi apparatus. The transcript has a single exon. Gene Ontology annotation, biological process: Golgi organization. Gene Ontology annotation, molecular function: protein binding. NCBI's taxonomy places the organism in Eukaryota, Fungi, Ascomycota, Saccharomycetes, Ascoideales, Ascoideaceae. Bases 36 to 1379 code for a protein of 447 amino acids.